Cladophialophora yegresii CBS 114405 is the source of this 474-nucleotide messenger RNA. RefSeq names its product nascent polypeptide-associated complex subunit beta. The coding region runs from base 1 to 474 and encodes 157 amino acids. The transcript has 3 exons. The record is from RefSeq and is a predicted model, not a curated record. Gene Ontology annotation, cellular component: cytosol; nascent polypeptide-associated complex. NCBI's taxonomy places the organism in Eukaryota, Fungi, Ascomycota, Eurotiomycetes, Chaetothyriales, Herpotrichiellaceae.
AUGGACCAGGAGAAGCUCAAGCGCAUGCAGGCGCAGGUGCGAAUCGGCACACCCCGGCGCAAGACCAAGAAGGUGCACAAGAGCAGUGGGACGGACGACAAGAAGCUGCAGACGACUCUCAAAAAGAUGAACGUCCAGCCCAUCCAGGCGAUCGAGGAGGUCAACAUGUUCAAGGAGGACGGGAAUGUGAUACAUUUCGCGGCGCCCAAGGUCCACGCCUCGGUCCCCUCCAACACAUUCGCCAUCUACGGCAACGGCGAGGACAAGGAACUGACGGAGCUGGUGCCGGGCAUCCUCAACCAGCUCGGCCCGGACAGCCUCGCCUCGUUACGCCGUCUCGCCGAGUCGUACCAGUCGCUGCAGAAGAAGGAAGGCGAGGGCAAGGAAGGCGAGAAGAAGGAGGGUGAUGACGAUGACGACGACGAGAUCCCCGACCUGGUCGAGGGCGAGAAUUUUGAGGGCAAGGUCGAGUAG